Molecule: messenger RNA, 2365 nt
Organism: Cherax quadricarinatus
Lineage: Eukaryota; Metazoa; Arthropoda; Malacostraca; Decapoda; Parastacidae
Biological process (GO): negative regulation of DNA-templated transcription
Molecular function (GO): transcription coactivator binding
Source: RefSeq, a predicted model, not a curated record
AUGAGAACACAAGUAGCAGUGACCGUGGAGACGUGAGGGUGUACACUCUCGCUCCAGUGACUUACAUAUCCCGUGCUAACCUUUAAUGACCUUUCCUGGAGUGUGACCCCGCGUGACGCACUCCCACAUUGACCUAACAUUCCACACAGACGCCUCCGAACAUUUCCAUUUGGAGGUAUAUGUGUUAUUUAAGGCUAAGCGACCCGUUGUAGUGUUUGUUUUAGUGUAUUAUGCGAGAUAUGGCAAAUAUGGCGGUAGUGUUGCCUGAGAGAGAGAGACCUUCACCCAAGGUGUGGCAGCCAUGGUAUAUGGAAGAGAGUGAGGGAGGAGGGAAGGAGCUGCCAACACGUGCACAUAGGGACCAGCGUGCCAGAGAGAGGCUCACACUUGCUCGCCCAGCACACAGAGCUACACCUAGUCCUGAGCGUGGGUGUUCAAGUGAAGACGAAAUUAACGUGGUUGACUCCCCGCCGCCCACGACGCCCAUGUACGCCCACGGCUACAUGGAUGACGACGUCCCACUGGAUAUGACCAUUAAGAGGCGUUCCCCCCCGCCCACACGCCACCCACACCACGCCCCUACCUCCAACUCCCCCUCCCCACCACCCUACCACCCACGACCCACCUAUCUACCAGCCCCCGCCCGCCCACGCCCAUCUGUCAUCACCUGCGUCCCGCCCAGAUACCUCUCCGCCCACGAUCUGCCGCCCGCGGAACCCGCCCAUCUCCAGCCGCCCCCUGCGUACUCAGACCGCCCACUGCCACCCCCGUAUAGUGUGGCCACCGCCCACUUGAACCAGCAGAGGGCCAGGGAGUCGCUAUCACGCCCACAGGUCAAUACCACGCCAACCACCCCCGCCCACAGGCAUAGCCCACGCCCUGACGAGUUGCCCUCGUUACGUAAAGUUGUACAAGCUGGACCUGUCGACCCGGAGAUUGAUGAGCACUUCCGCCGUAGUCUGGGCAAGGACUAUCACCAGCUGUUUGCAGCCACCACACCCAAACCUCUUCCCUCCACAGACUCAGUUGACGACCACUUCGCCAAGGCCCUGGGGGAGACGUGGGUCAAACUGCAGGCGGAACGUCGUGAUUCCACCGCCAGCAACAGCAGCAGUAGCAGCAACAACGGGAACAGCAACGGCGGCGGCGUGGCCAGUGCUGUUGCAAGCCGUUUGAGUCCCACACGGUCGUCUCCGCCUCCCAUACCUCGCCUGAUCUCCACGUGAGCGCCUCACGCUGCUCCACAAAGCUGUGCUGAGAUACACGAUGUGACUGCCGUCGCUUCUACCUUGCAAGUCUACAUGGGUAGCAAGUUGUCGGAUGAGCACCGGCGCACCCCUGUCUGGUGUCCAAGAGCGUCCUCCGCCCAGUCUCCACGAAUACGACACCUUACUCUCGCCCACAAACACAUGCUUCUCCCUUAAUACAAUACUUGGGGCGGAGGUGGGCAGGCAGGCAGGGAGAGUCAAGGACAUCACCUCCCUCAGUCCCACAAGGAUUUCUUAGCAGCUCUCAGCUCUGCAUCUUACGAUGGAGUUUUGCUGCAUCUGAGAAGUGUGCGUACUGUAAAGAUGCUGUACAUUCAGGGAAAAGAUGAAUUACGUAAUUCUAUAACUAGAGCGCUACAGUGACCGUGGUUAGUGUAACAGGGGUGUUAGACACGGGCGUUAUCUAGGACUAUAUAGAAGGGUAGGCAAGACCUGCCCUGCUGAAAAUUAGGCUGGUACCUUAAAUUCCUCACCACUAGAAUCUCUUAUAUAUAAAUUCAUGUUGUGUAUUGCAUUUUUUGGCAUAAACAAUGUAUAUAAUUGUAAACAUUUUGUAAAUACAACUAUGUAUAUAUUGCUUUAUGUAUAUAACCGAUCAAAUUCAUAUUGGUGUUUGUUAAUAAAACUUGAUUAAGAAAAGAGCUGUUAUAAUUAAUUUAGGAUAAACAUUAUAGUAUGUUUAAUAUUAAAUUUUGGUCCGAGUGAAGUAUUUAUGUUGCAUUGUGUGUUGUGGUAGAGGGCAUUAUACCAGUGAAUGUGACCGGGUCUUAAGCUCACUCGCAGUUGUGUAUGUAUCCACAGCUGUAUGUAUAUACACACACACACACUGAAAGGUGUAUGUCUAUAUUUACAAGGUGUGCCUGUAUGUAUACACCAAGAAAUUAUUUAUGUAUAUACCGAUAGGGGGUAUGUCUCCCUGUAGAUAUAGAAAUAGCCUAUAUAAAUCGAGGUGUCUAUUCAUAUAGGUUUACAUCUCUCAAUGUGUGUGUGUAAUAUAUAUAUAUAUAUAUAUUAUGCAUGCAUGCAAUAAGAUCACAGUAAACAGGUGAUUUUAAAAUAUGCAAAACAACCACUGUGAAAGAGUAGUGAAACUCCAA